AUGGAUUAAGUCAAUGUCAAACUGAAUUUAGAUCAAGUGAAAAGAUCAAAUGAAAGAAACAGCUAAUUCUAAAAAUAGCAAUCCUUAUCAUAGAGGAAAACAGUGAGAUUCUCAACUGGCUCAGAGAUAACUACACCUAUCCUAAAAUCCUCUUAAUAACCAUCAGAGAUCGAUGAUGAUAACUAACUAAUUAACUUCCUAAAGAGAGUGGAUAAUGAUAAAUCAAGCAAAAACAUGGUAUCUCCAGGUGAAAAAACUAGCUCAUCUACAGCUAGACAUUCUAGAGUUAGCAGUAUGUAAGAGGGGAUGGAUCCCUUAACAGAGCUCAUUCGUAGACCUUCAACUGUAUUCAAGUUUGGAGAACAGCAAGCUCUUAAAAAACAGAUAUCUCAGGCAGCUUUGGAUAACUUUAAGCGUUAAAAACUUAGAUAACUCAAUAGAGAGGAUUAGAUAUAUGAUCCAAAGGAUGAAUAGGACAAGUAUAUAGAGGAAAGAGAGCUGGUAAAGAACCUUGAUAAUUUUGAUCACAAGAUUGCCCCUAAUGCCUUAAAUCUAUUUGCACAAAGUCUUUCAAUGAAACUAAAAAAUUCUACUAUUAAAUAAAACAAAUAAUCGAUAAGCAAAUAACUUCAGUAAUAAAAUGUAAAAUAGGCAAGAAUUAAGGAUGACUUGGGACAGAAUCAAGAAUUAAAUAAAAAAUCAAUUAAAGAUAUGGCUCAAGCAAAUGUCAACUUAGUCAACUUGUAAUUAAUCAUGCAAGAUCCAAUGAAGUUCGAUUCUGACUAUGAAAAGAGGGAAAUUGAAAAAUCCCUUAAAAUUAGCAAGAAUAGUAAACCUGUCUAGAACUAAAAUGAAAUCUUGAAAUAUGCCAGUGUUGAUAACAACUGUGACUUGUUCUCAGAAGAAGCUAAAAAAUCAUUGACUAAAUUUAAGAUAUAUCGGCCAAAGGACUCAAUAUAGGAAAAGAGUCCUGAUCUACUUAGAGAAGUAAAAACCACAUCUAAAAUAGCUUCAGAAACUGAAUUUGAUUGCCAGACUCUCAGAGACAUGCCCCAUAACCUUCAUGAUAAUGAAGUUUUAGCGACUUAAAUGGAUUUAUACUUGACAAUUAAUUUUACUGAAAAUCUUGAGAAGGCGAGAAUUAGACGUAAGCAAGAAAGAAUGAUGGAAGAAGAGACACUCAAAAUGACCAAGGUAAAAGGCUUUUAGGAAACAAUUAAUACCUCAAAUAUCAAUGAGAGAAUGAAGAUGGAGACUGAACUUUUGAAUGAAUACAAGAGACUAAGAUAAAAGCUUUAAGAAUAAAGGCAAGCAAGAGCUAAAUUUUCAGCAUUCAAUACUCAAAUCUAUAACUAGUUGCAAUAACUUAGAACUAUUAAUAAAGAGGAAGAUGAAUAAAUAAAGAAAAUAUAAUAGUCAAGUAGGUAGUAGCUAGAAAUGAAAAUGAGAAAAUCAGACAAAGCUACUAUGAUAAGGGAUCUAAUGAGAUUUGGAACUGAAAAGGACCAUAUUUAAAAAUUGAGAGAGGAGAGAUUGAACAAAGAGAAUAGCGUGAAUAAACUAAGGGAGAUUAACACCGAAAGAAUAUAUUAUGUAGAGCAGGAGAUGGAAAUAAUCAAUACAUAGAUGAAGUUUAUUAAAAAUGUGCAAAAGGAACAUUAUCUUAAAUUACUUAAAGAUGGAAAGGAUACCAGAGGAAAAGGGUUAAUUUGGAUUGUUGAAUGCUUGAAGGAUCUAGACAUAAUCAUAUUGAAGGAAAUGAUGCCAUCAUUUAUAGAUGAAUCAAGUAAGGAAUUUAUAAUGACUCUAGCAAUGAGAGAUUACUAAUUAGGUAAAUUAAGACUUGAACUCACAAAAUCAAGAUUGAUAUUGAGAUAACUUGUAACACCAAUCAGAUUAACUACUCUAUCUCAAUAAGUUUCAAGACAUAAUAGUGCAAUUAGAAAUAAAAGAGAAAGAAAGUCUUCUCCUAGUAAAGAGGAGGAUCUUAACUUUGAUCAAGCUUUCAAUGAAUUCAACCAAACAAACAUUCUAGAAAAAUCUUCAUUGAUGUUUACUGAGUAAGGUUUCAAACCCAUAAGGAACAGCUCAGUUUUCCAUCACAUUAUUUCAAUUAAAAAUGACACAAUACGAGACCUCAAGUAAAAUCGAGAGAGUUCUAAGAAUCCUUAUUUUCAUUCUGAAAAAAAUGUAAACCAAAUAAUAGCCUAGAAUAUGUACAUGCCUGUUGAUUUAAAUACUCUCAGCUACAGAGAAUAAAAUAACUUAGCACAUGAAAUUUAAGUUAAUAAUCUUUUCCAUAAAAGGAAUUAAUCUUAAUCGGACCAGAAGAGAAAUAUGUCGGCUAGAACAAAAAAUAAUGAAAUAGAGGAAAUGAAUAGAAGGAUUGAGUAACUUGAAGAGUUGAUUAAAGAAAAAGAAGAUGAAAUAUUAGAGAUUAAGAAAAAUGAGAUUAGGCGUUUGGUCAAAGAUUAUAUGAAUCCGAACAGCUAAUUAAGGAAAUUAGAAAUUGAUUACAAGCAAUUUUUCUUAUGUUUGUAUGGAGAUACAUAUUGGGAAAUGGAAUUCUUUAAACAAGUCAAAGUUGCUGAGAAUAUUAAGAAACCAAAAUGA
Stylonychia lemnae is the source of this 2613-nucleotide messenger RNA. The record is from the annotation of a GenBank genome assembly. NCBI's taxonomy places the organism in Eukaryota, Ciliophora, Spirotrichea, Sporadotrichida, Oxytrichidae.